AUGCCACCAAAGUUGAAAGCGACAAGGAAGUCGGUAUCAUUUCAAUACUCAAGUGAUGAAUCUGUUUCGAAAUCGCAGUACAUACUAAAGAGGGAAUUUCCACAGAUUGAAACUUCAACAUUGACAAUACCAUUUCAUGCGAUCCUAAUGAUUUUUGGAUUAUAUAAAGCUGGGUUAACAGCUAAUGCUUCCGAGGUAAUGUUGAAAGGUAUUCUAAGUUUGAUUCCCUUACAAUUGCUUUACGGAUAUCUAAUUACUACAAGGUUUACGGAGAAGUCCAAGAAGAGCAAAACUCAAAACAGUUCGGAGAAUGUACCUUUACUAUUAGCAGGAGGGGUAGUUAUUUCCUUAGUUUUAUCUGUUCCUUUGUUCGUUUUAUUAAUAUUACUUGGUGCUCCAUUGGCUAGUCACUUGAAAGAAACAUACUUAUUGUCAAUUCACUUGUCAUUGUUGAUAUUUUAUCCUCUGCUAAUUUUGUACAAGUACGAUUAUAAAUUGUUAAUCAAAUUCCUUGAUGCCGAUGGCGUAUACAAUGCUAUAGCUAAAAAUCAGAUAUUAUUCAGUGCUGUUUUGGCUGUCAUCGGCACAUGGUUCGGAGUUAUUCCGAUACCAUUAGAUUGGGACAGAGACUGGCAGCAGUGGCCAAUUACAUUAUUAACAGGAGCCUAUAUAGGUUCGUUUGUCGGAGGAGUGUCUUGUUUCAUUUUUUAA
Messenger RNA from Debaryomyces fabryi, 711 nucleotides. Its product is annotated as mannose-ethanolamine phosphotransferase. The transcript has a single exon. The record is from RefSeq and is a predicted model, not a curated record. Bases 1 to 711 code for a protein of 236 amino acids. Gene Ontology annotation, cellular component: endoplasmic reticulum membrane. NCBI's taxonomy places the organism in Eukaryota, Fungi, Ascomycota, Pichiomycetes, Serinales, Debaryomycetaceae. Gene Ontology annotation, biological process: GPI anchor biosynthetic process.